This is a messenger RNA of Hemiscyllium ocellatum (epaulette shark), 1302 nucleotides long. RefSeq names its product G-protein coupled receptor 22-like. The record is from RefSeq and is a predicted model, not a curated record. Lineage: Eukaryota; Metazoa; Chordata; Chondrichthyes; Orectolobiformes; Hemiscylliidae. Gene Ontology annotation, biological process: G protein-coupled receptor signaling pathway. The coding region runs from base 1 to 1302 and encodes 433 amino acids. The transcript has a single exon. Gene Ontology annotation, cellular component: membrane. Gene Ontology annotation, molecular function: G protein-coupled receptor activity; peptide binding.
AUGGACGCAACCAUGGAAUUGGAUAAUUAUGAAACCGUCCUGGAGACCACGGAUGGCUCUGCUUUGAACGAGGGCUGGUACGUGUCAUACCCAAUGAGCUUCCAGGUUUCUCUGACCAGUUUCCUCAUGUUGGAGAUUGUCCUGGGCUUCAGCAGUAACCUCACUGUUCUCAUUCUGUACUGCAUCCAGUCGAACCUGGUGGAUUCUGUCAGCAACAUCGUGACCAUGAACCUCCACGUGCUGGACAUUAUCAUCUGCCUGGUGUGUGUCCCAUUCACCAUUGUCAUUGUUCUCAUUCCUCUGGAGAGAAACGUGGCUCUGAUCUGUUGCUUCCAUGAAGCCUGUGUCACCUUUACCAGUAUCGCCACCGCGGUCAACGUCCUGGUCAUCAGCCUGGACAGAUACGACAUUUCUGUCAAACCAGCCAAUCGUGUCCUGACACCCAGUCGGACAAUCCUCCUGUUGACCUCAGUCUGGAUCGUGUCACUGAUGGUGUUUUUCGUCCCUUUCAUUGAGGUGGAAUUUUUCAGGGACCCACUGCAUAGCACGGCCUGGCAAAACCGGACACUGCUCUGCGUCAGUGCCAAUGAGUACCACAAGGAGCUGGGCAUGUAUUACCACCUCUUCAUCCAGAUCCCCUGCUUCUUUGUGGCCGUCGUUGUCAUGUUGGUCACCUACACCAGGAUUCUCCAGGCCCUCAACAUCCGAAUUGGAUCCCACUUCACACGCAGUCAAAAGCGCAAACGCAAAAGCAAGAAGAGGAAGAUGAAGUCAGGAAGCUCCCUCAGCAGCCAGUACGAGACCAAGAGGCUGACUUCAGCUCCGGUCACUCCCAACCCUGUGCCGCUGGGUGUCCAGGCUUCUGUGUCAGUCAUUAUCGCCCUGCGUCGCGCUGUGAAACGCCAUCGUGACCGGCGCGAGCGGCAGAAACGCGUCUUCAGGAUGUCUCUGAUCAUCAUCUCCACCUUCCUUGUCUGCUGGGCCCCCAUUUCCAUUGUGAACCUUCUCAUUCUCUGCCUGGGGCCCAGUGAUUGGCUGGUGAAGCUCCGGAUCUGCUUCCUAGUCAUGGCUUAUGGCUCCACGAUCUCCCACCCACUCCUCUACGCCUUCACCAGGCAGAAACUCCGGAAAGUUCUCAAGAACAAAAUGAAGAAGCGGGUGGUGUCAGUUCUGCAGGUAGACCCCGCCCCAAGUGGGACAAUCAUACACAACUCCUGGGUCCAUCCCAGAAAGACACGCAAACUCAAGGUGGAGUGCAGUGAUGCCACUGACCGCUGCCUGACAGACGCAGCCAAAGAUUGA